CCAAACACUUUUAAAUAGAAGAACAAUAGGGAUUUUCAGUACGAUGGCGUCAAAAGUUUUGUUUUAAACGAGUGUUCUUGAACGCACCAUGAAUCCGGACCAGGGGGGCGUGGGUUUGACCGGCUUUCUCGGAGACACAAUGAGGCGGCGGACGAGCGGGGUGCCCACGUUUUUUUCCCCGUAGCUUUAGCAGCACUUUUAGCUAAUUUUUUAUUCUUUUUUUAAGUAUUGUGUUUGUUUUUCUCAAUAACAUCAAAACUACUAAAACGUUUAUGGCGGUAACAGGACUUAGUUGGAAACGGGUUUUUCGUCGAGGUUGACGACAACGAGGUCCGAGUCAAGAGUUUCGAGUUAGCCCCUUGUGCCGAUAUUUUUUCUACUUUUUACCCCGCUUCAUUUUUUGGUAACAUGUCGCUGGCCACGUCGCCUGAUUACUUCGCCGCCGAGUGUCUGGUGUCCAUAUCCAGCGGUCCCGUUCUGCACAGACCCACCCCGGUCGCCCCCGUGAGCCAGCCUGCCACGCCGGGCCUUCCCUUCGGGGAGCCCGACGGCUCCAACGAGGACAGGGAAGUGCGGGAGACGCUGAAGCUGGAAGGGAGCAACCUGAUGACGGUUGCUAGCAUCCUCACCGACCUGCACAGCAAGUUUCGGCCCAUGUCAGCCUACUCGGAGAGCAGCAACUCCUCGUGCGGCGGGGAGAGCGGCUACACCACGUUGUCUGACCCCACUACCCCGACAAUGACCCCCUCCGCCACGCCGGUCCCGGGACAGCAGCAGGCGGGGGGCGCCGGGCUGCCCCGGUCCCCGGUGAAGCGACAUCAGUGCACUUUUGACGGAUGCGACAGAGUUUACGGGAAAUCGUCCCACCUGAAGGCGCACAUCCGGACCCACACAGGUGAGAGGCCCUUUCCAUGCACCUGGCCAGACUGCGAGAAGAAGUUUGCCCGCUCGGACGAACUCACCCGCCACACCCGCACUCACACCGGGGAGAAGCGCUUCGCCUGCCCUCUGUGCAGCAAGCGCUUCAUGCGCAGCGACCACCUGAAGAAGCACGCCCACCGCCACCCCAACUUCAAGCCCCACAUGUUGAAGCACAACCGGGGCAUGCUUGCCGAUUCUUAGCCGAGCCUGGCGUGGAGGCUGAGGUUCCUAGAUUCAAGCUUCCGAGAAAUCCACAACCGUGAGCAGUGGGCUCAAUGUUUCAGGGCAGGAAUUCACAUUUUCACAGAUGAGUCAUGUGACCACUUUUCAAUAUAGUUUGGAAAAGUCUCUGCACCCAAGGACUGGGGAUUCAAGCUCCUCAUCUUUCACUGGACCUACUGAAACCUUCAUCUCCAAGCUGCGUAUGGAUCACAGCAUCCUUCCCAAAGUGGACUGAGAGUUAAACUCAUUUUUGUAUAUUAGGUUUUUUCCCAAAAGCAUAAAAAAAUACAAGUACAAUAAUACAAUUUUAGCUAUCAGUGUCCCCUAUAAAGUUGCCUCAGUGUUUGUAUCACUAAAAGCUAAUCCUCUUGCAUACAGCUGAUUUUUUUACAUAUAUAUAUAUUUUCAACCAAACAUGCAUCAGGUGGGAAGUGUAGCAUCACAUCGGCAGCGCCUUCAUCCUUCCUGCCCAGCUGGGCUCUGAGCCGUCACUAAGCUGAACCUUUUGAUCCCAUCAGAACAGCUGAACUCACAGUCGAGCUGCUCAGCCCGACAGCUAAAGAUGUUCACUCUCUGUCUAUGAAUCAUUGGGCAUUAUUGUUCUAGAGAGAUGAAGCCAGAAUUAAUUCCAACUGCAUCGUUUCCAAAUUAUGCAUCUUAGCAAAGAGAAAUUGAAACUCGUUAACUGCAAGUUGUCAGAAGUUUUAAAAGAACAUUCUAGGAAUAUAUAAAUAGAGUUGAAUCAGAAAACUACGGAGCUAUUGCUCUGUAAGUCAUGGUACUUAAAAACAUUCCUAAAAACACAAGCAGACGUAAAGGAUCCUUUUUUGUUUUUUCAUGUCAACCCAAAGCUGAUCACAGAGUACCUCACUGUUACCUGCAGGUUUGUCGCAGCACAGAGACUUUUUCUACUCAUUAAAUAAUCCUACAGAUCAAGAUAAGAUGGCAUCCAUUUCUGAACACACAGGAAAUGUUCACUUUUUUAUUUUUAAAGGAUCAUAUGGUUUGUUAGUUUAUGAUUUUCAUUUUUUUUGCUCUGUACUACCAGAUAUUUACAAUGAGUACAUUGUGAUUUUUAGCUAGCUUUUUCGUUUGUCUUGAUUUAUUAUUAUUCAUUAUUAUAUUAGUACUCAUCUCUACUCAGACUCUUCUUAGAUAGUUCAUUUGAGAUAUUUGUUAUUUUGCCGGAAAGUAGUCCGACCGUAACUGUAGAGGAGCAGUUUGCACGCCGAUCUUAAGGCAAGAUUACUUAUCAUAAAAUGCUGAUACAUAAUACGCUGCAGUAUUAUGUCUAAUAUUGUCGCAAAUGUAUAUGAGCUUUAAGCUUUUAAUGUAGAGAAGGUGGUAAUGUUGCUAGCAGAAGAAAAGAGAUGGUUGUAGUCCUUUUUAUUAGGAGUGACAGACUUGAUAGGAAGGCAUUGCUUGUAGGACAUGUUUCCCUCUUCUCUCUGUGGCAGCAGAAGUGUGUAUGUGCUUCAUGCUAUUUAAGAAAAACACGUUUAGAAUUGAGGGAGUGGUGCUAUGAUAUGGCUUUAGCGUGGUUUCUUUCCAGCCUGCUGCCUUCAAAGUAAAAGUACUCAGGCUUUUCUGCUGGAUGUAGAGCCAAGUGUGCAGUUCUGUUUCAUCAAAUCUAUCCAGUAAAGUUUGAACGCAAAAUAAUCUGGUUAAAGCAGGUUUUUGUGAAAAUCAAAAUGGCGUCAAAACUUGAUGAUUUUUUUUUUUUUUUUCCUUUUUUGGAGUGCGUUUAUCAAACCUGGAUUUUAUUUAGACGCUCCAUCCUCACAUCUGCAGUUCACUAAGGUGAACCCCAAGAGUUAUGACCUGCAAUGAAUUGUGGGAUUGCGGAGGAUUUGAGAGGAAUAAAACACUGGCACCUUUGCAGUGACUUUGUUUUAAUAAAACCAGUGUUUUGAUCGUCAUCAAAAAGUUAUGCACUCCUAUUGAAGGUUUGCUUUUUGUUCGACUCAAAAAGUUCACAUCAGUUUCUGCUCUAACUUUAAACCUCUUUCCCGCCGUUUGGCUCAUUCCUGUACAUCCAUGUCAGCAGACGAACACUUCCCCAGACUCUCCAAGCCUUAAACUAUGUUAUUACUGCUUGACAGCGUGUUUACAGUCAUAUUGUAGGUUAUACUGGAUGGUUACACAGACUCGUGCAAUGUGGCACUUUUUGAUUUUUCCUGAAUGACUGAUUUGGCUGAAGAGUGUAAUGGUUUGCACUGUUACUGCGCUUCUUUGAGCGAGCACUGUGGAACUUUGCUGAUCUGUUUUUAAAGACCUUCUUUUUGCUUUUAGAAAAAAAAACUGGUGUUUUAUGCAGUUAGCUGUUUAUUUAGUAUUUGCUUAGCUGUCCAGGACAUCUCUUGUGUACCUUGUUGUGUUUUUGUGGCCUGUUUACCUUUAUUUCCACUGGGAUAAUGGAUCAACUGCAUCAGUAUUCCUCUUCGCCGUUGGGUUCAUUUGAAAGGAAGCUGUUUUCACGGAAGCGAGUGCGAUGUUUGGAGAUUCAGAACACAUUUUCUCACCGUUUCUGGUUGCUGCUGGCAGUGACCUCGAACAUGGACGUUUUUCAGCAGGAGAAAGCAAAGCAUUUUGUUUGUUUCUAACGCAGGAGUUCACAUCCUGAUGGAGGCAGCUUUCAAAGCUGCAUCACAAGCACAUACCUCACAGUUUCUGUACAGAUACCCUCCAAUCUCUGUCUUUCAGAAAGCCAUAAGCCAUGGAUCGGGCUCGGGUCUCAGAACUCGCUCUGUUCUUUGCCCUCGUCCUCAAUAUGCAACAUCCUAACUACCUGUGCAGCAGCAGAUUUCUUUGUGUUUCCCUCCUCGAUCUUUAGUUACUAACAGUUUCUAGCUUUUCUUUUCUUAGGAAGUGAAAAUGGGCAUUGAAAAAAAAGAUCCUGAUAAAUUUAACACAGUGGAAAUGACUGAAAUAUUCAUUCCAAAAAAGUUUUUUUUUUUUUUUUUGGAUAAAAACAAUUCUUGCAACCACACUAAUUCAGAUAUGCACAUUGUACAGUGGUUUUUUUUUUUUCCAUUUUCGAUUUUGUAAUUUUCGAGAUCCUUUAAUCAAAGCUUUAGUUGAAAUAAAUGGGUGGAUCUUUGGAACUAAAUACUUGCUGCAACAAGCUUUCUUUUUUUAAACAAAUAUUUAUAUUCUCAGGUGUCUUAAAUUUUGAGGAUUGGAGUUUCAAUAUCUCCUGUGUAAAGCUGAGGUAGACGCAUGUUUCAUAUUUCUUUUGUUUUGCGGGUAAUUUAUUACAAAUCAGAACGACUCAUUUGUGUGGUUUUUUUUUUAGUUAUUCUUUUCAUUUUCGACUAAUUUUGUUCAAAGGAACAGUACUAAGUGGUUCCGAUGUUUGCUUGACUGUUGCUUUUGUUUUUUAAAUUAAAGGUAAAGUUUACUGCU
Oryzias melastigma (Indian medaka) is the source of this 4548-nucleotide messenger RNA. RefSeq lists its product as uncharacterized. NCBI's taxonomy places the organism in Eukaryota, Metazoa, Chordata, Actinopteri, Beloniformes, Adrianichthyidae. The transcript is spliced from 2 exons. The coding region runs from base 409 to 1122 and encodes 237 amino acids. The record is from RefSeq and is a predicted model, not a curated record. Gene Ontology annotation, molecular function: DNA-binding transcription factor activity, RNA polymerase II-specific; RNA polymerase II cis-regulatory region sequence-specific DNA binding. Gene Ontology annotation, biological process: regulation of transcription by RNA polymerase II.